CGUGCUCUACUGUUAUCACGCAAAGCAUUGUGGGUAAUCCAACAUGGUGGCGACUACAGUGUCCUGUAUUACAUAGCAGGCAACAUUUCCCUUUUUUAUCGCUCAUGUCCGUAGUAAACUCCCUUGACAAUUCAAAAUGAGACUGUGGUGUAUCGCAAGGCGGGCGCUCACCUCUGGCGGCCCCCUCAAUAUUUUCGCCGGUAAAUACACGGGUUUCUGGCACGGCGUUUCGGCCAGAGCGGGUCUCCGGAUGCGGCACUACAAUCAGUCGGCACUUGACGGCCAGGGUGAACCGGGCAAGCUAGCCUGCUGCUACCGCUUAGUCCAUAGAGCCAUUCUCCGUGUCAGUGGAGCCGACGUAAGCCCCUUCCUCCAGGGGCUUGUGACCAACGACGUGCUCGCCCUGGGGGACGCUGGAUGCGGGGCCUUGUAUGCUCACAUGCUCAACGUACAAGGAAGGACGCUCUAUGACGUCAUGUUGUACAGUCAUCAAAAAGCCGAUACAGGAUGUGCUGUUCUCCUCGAGUGUGACAGUACCAUGAAGGACUCUCUGUCGAGACACCUGAAAGUGUACAAGACCCGCAGAAAGAUCGACAUAAACCUGUGUCCGGACCUCUUUGUGUGGGCGGUGCUCCCCAUGCAAAAAAGCCAAAAACCAGAGCUGUCUUCUCCAGAUAAGGCCGUGGUGUGGGAGAUGGAUCCACGGACGCCUUACAUGGGGUGGCGAUUGGUGCUGGAUAGUCAGGUGGAUCCCUUGGAUGUGAUUGCAUCAUGUGAUAAAGGGGACAUAGAGGAUUAUCACAGGCACCGCUAUUCCAUAGGACUUCCCGAGGGUGUGAAAGACCUCCCUCCUGGUGUGGCAUUACCUCUCGAAUCCAAUCUCGUCUACAUGCAAGGCAUCAGUUUCAGCAAGGGCUGCUACAUCGGCCAAGAGCUCACAGCCAGGACACAUCACACCGGCGUGGUUCGCAAACGUCUCAUGCCGGCCCGCAUAUCAGUGCCCGUCCAAGACCUGGAGGAAGGAGCCUCGCUGCAAACACAGUCGGGCAAGCCAGCUGGGAAACACCGUGCGGGGGUGGGAAAGCUGGGCCUGAGCCUGAUCCGCAUGGCCUAUGCCAAGGAGGUGUUGACAGUCAAAACGACUGACGAUGCCCAAGUGACACUGGAGGCCUCCGUGCCCAACUGGUGGCCUAAAGACGUGCAAAGCAACUGAGGGGAGGGGCGGGCUGUAUUCUUUCUUGUAAUGUGACUUACAUGACUUGUGACACAUUUCAGAUAUAAAAGCCUUGGGUGUGUCUUUGCCUGACUGACAAAACUUGAAUGUUGCUUUUGAAGGACAAAUCAGGAGAUUGACACGUGCCACAGCAAUAACCAAAGUCAUCAGUUGUUUGAGUUUUAAAUGAACAUUACAAAUAAAUAUGUAUAUCACUUUAGAAUUUUAAAUAAAAGUAUCUACCUAAAUAUGAGUUCCCCAAAAUCUACUCCAUCACAUUGCUAAGCAAUUGAGGCAUAUUUUUUUUGGCGCUAUACUGCUUGACUGUAACCAGUAUAGGUGCUGUAGGUUCAGUCACAACUACUUUGCUGUAAUGUUUGACUUGUUUUUGGUAAAUACAUUUUUCCUGCAUUAAAUC
Molecule: messenger RNA, 1631 nt
Organism: Doryrhamphus excisus (bluestripe pipefish)
Lineage: Eukaryota; Metazoa; Chordata; Actinopteri; Syngnathiformes; Syngnathidae
Gene: iba57
Product: iron-sulfur cluster assembly factor IBA57
Biological process (GO): iron-sulfur cluster assembly
Cellular component (GO): mitochondrial matrix
Molecular function (GO): protein binding
Source: RefSeq, a predicted model, not a curated record